GAAAGACAAUAAUCUCGUGCGCGAGCAAACUCCAAUAAUUUUGGGAUAAAAAUAGGCCAUCACCUUCCUUGUCGCAGUUUGGCAGCUGUCGUUUUCAAUCACCCUGGAAAAAAUCGUAAACGCUGAGAUAGACGGACAAGUUGACUGAUGUGUUGACCACAGAUAUUGACCCAACGACACCAAACAGUGAGAGAAAUGUGGCAACGGAUCUCGGAAGACGACAGAGGAGUUGAAUACUGAAUGUGAAACAUUGCUAAAGAUUGUUCAAGAUUGGCCGGAUUUGCAACAAACACAGGCACAGUAAUCAAGAUUAAAGUGGAUUGUCGGGUGUUGACUGACUGUCAGAUACUGGGCGUCAUCAAGGGCACACAUGGCCCAUACAGUGCAGGACCACCAGAUGGCACAGCCCCAGGCAGCAGUGUUGUCUCUCCCUCCCUCCGGCCAGGCUAAAAGAUGGACAGUGUUGAACUCCCUGCUAUGUGGAGCAUUGGCAGGAGCCGUGGCCAAAACAGUCAUAGCUCCUCUGGACAGAACCAAGAUCAUCUUCCAAGUGUCUUCACAAAGAUUCUCUGCUAAGGAAGCCUUCAGACUCCUCUACUGUACAUACAUGAAAGAUGGCUUCCUCAGUCUGUGGAGGGGCAACUCUGCCACCAUGGUGCGGGUUAUCCCCUACGCUGCCAUCCAGUUCUGCUCCCACGACCAGUACAAGAGAAUCCUGGGGGGAUACUAUGGCUUCCAGGGAAAAGCCCUUACUCCUUUUCCACGUUUCCUGGCAGGGUCGUUGGCUGGCACCACAGCUGCCAUGCUCACCUACCCCCUGGACAUGGUGCGGGCCAGGAUGGCAGUGACACCCAGACAAAUGUACAGCAACAUUAUGCACGUGUUUGUGCGCAUUACGCAGGAGGAGGGCAUUAAGACCCUGUACAGAGGCUUCUGCCCGACCAUCCUGGGAGUGAUCCCAUACUCAGGAAUCACCUUCUUCACAUAUGAGACCCUCAAGAAACUGCAUGCAGAGAGGACUAGGCGGUCCCAGCCGUACUCCUACGAGCGCUUGGCAUUUGGCGCGUGUGCUGGCCUACUCGGCCAGUCGGCCUCCUACCCGCUGGACGUGGUUCGCCGACGCAUGCAGACGGCCGGGGUGACGGGCCAACAGUACGGCAGCGUCCUGAACACCAUGAAAGCGAUCGUGGUGCAGGAGGGUGUGGUGCGUGGACUCUACAAGGGCCUCAGUAUGAACUGGAUCAAAGGGCCUAUCGCUGUGGGGGUCAGCUUCACCACCUUUGACCUCAUGCACAACCUCCUGCACAAGAUGCACCAGUUGGGAUACUUCACACACUGAGCCAGCAGAGGGAGCCAGAGGAAAGGUUCACUGUUGAGACUAGAGUUGUCGUCCGUCGGUCACAGACACAAUAUGGAUCCUCUAAGUCAGAUAGGGAUUGAAAGGGGAGAGUGGAUACUGGACAGACAGGAGGAGACAGAAGCUGUCCAUUUAUUUAAGCGCACAUCCUCUGACACACAUUAAGCACGCACAGCCAGACCCCCCACUCUUGCUGUUGAUGGAUGGGAUGUCUGUACUAAGGCUACAAUAAGUGUCAUCAAGCAGGGUAGAUGUUUGAUGAGUUUGCAAUAUGAGAGGUAUGAGAAUGUGAAUGAUUUUACAUUUCCAGUCCUGAUAUUUGUUUGAGAUUGUGGUAUUAUCUCUGGUAAGGGCACUUAAUGGGGCUGGAGAUUAUCAGAGGCGAAGAACUUUACAAUCGGUUCAUUUUAGUAUGGAAUUUUAUCAACUAUGCUCACAAUGUUUUCUGUUGCUUUAAACUGAAGAUUCACUUAUAUUUUCAACCAUGCAUUGCUGCUUUUUCUUCUUGAUUAUUUCCGGGCUUGUUGCAGCUGUAAUCCGCUGCUCUGCUCACUUCUGCAUUUAGCAUCAACGUCUCAUGGAAGAGUCACCUAGUGGGCCUUGCUGCCAGAAAAUAGUUGGUAGUUGGGGAUGUAGUCUUAUUCCAAAGAGCUUGUUUCUGUUUUGUGACGGUUAAAAAUGUCAAUUUUAUGACGUGCCAAGAUGGAAUGUACUGUCAGGAAAAUUAUUGGCACCCUUGAUAAAGAUGAGCAAAUACUGUAUAACAAGUACUGAGCUAUAAUGUAUGCUCAAAAAUGAGAAAAUUCUAUUUUAUACUAAUACAGUUGCUCAGAGAAAGAGAUUUUGUUUAUCAAGUAAUAUUUUUUUCUCCAAAAAAGAGAGGUCAAAAUUAUUGCCACACUUGUUUUCAAUACCUCUCCUUGCGAGGAUAACGACACUGAGCCUUUUUCUAUAAUGUUUGAUGAGAUUGGAGAACACAUUGGGAGGGAAAUUGGACCAUUCCUCCAUACAGAGGAGUGUGGUUCAAGUCUAGAAACUGAUGGCCAUUGCAAAAUGUUGAUUUGUGUGGUCAAUUAACUGGUGUGCGUGGCCAAAGAGCUCAAUUGUCAUGUCAUCUAACAAAUGGAGAUUGCUAAACGGCAUUGGCAGUUGGUUUGGAACCUUUGCUAUGGUCAGAUGACACUACAAUAAAGCCCUAGGCUUCCACAGAAUGAUGCAUAUGAAGAGAAAAAAACACCUACUGUUCCAUAUGGUGGUGGAUCUUUGAUGUUAUUGGGGCUAAUUUGCUUCCACUGGUUCUGGGGCCCUUGUUAAGGUCAACGGCAGCAUGAACUUCACCCAGUACAAGGACAUUUUAGCCCAAAACCUGAUUGCCUCUUCUAGGAUGCUGAAACUUGGCCACAAGUGGAUCUUCCAGCAAGAUGAUAACCCCAAGCACACAUCAAAAUCCACAAAGUAAUGGCUAAUUGACCACAAAAAUCAACAUCAGUCUCCGGACUGGUUUAAAUUGAAGAGGGCAGAUGAAGGAUAUCGAGGAUCUGGAAGGAUUCUGAAUGGAGGAAUAGUCUGAGAUCCCUCCCAAUGUGUCAAUCUCAUAAAACAUUUUAGAGAAAGGCCCUGUGGCAUUCUCCUCGCAAGGUGACUUUUUAAAACUAGUGAUCAUUUAUAUCCAUUGUUUAAAAAAAGUUUUUUUGUAUUGUUAUAUUUUGUUUAUCUGAGCAAUUGCAUUGGUAUAACAUUUUUUAAUGUUUUAUUCUCCAUUGGACCUGACCGUCGGUGUGCAAUAAUGCCCUCACGUUGAUGAGACAGAGAUGGUGAUAUCAUAAAUAGUUUAUUUUUAUUAACAACAUGCCUGCAGUCCCUCACACACUGAAUGCCAUCCUCCAUUUAAACAAACUGAAGCGUUUCAGGCAGGAGGCCACAGGUGUGUGCAAUCAGCGUAUUAGCAAGGCUCGCAAGCAGUCAGCUGACAAUAAAGGGACAUGUCACUCAUUUGAACGUUCAAACCAACAGUUAAAGGUUGUGCUGAUGAAAUAAAGAUGAGUUUAUUGGAUUUGCACGUUAUAAUGGAUUGACAAUUUAGCUAGGAUCCUAGAUAUAUAAAUACAUUCAUUCAUUUUACAGUGAAGGCUACUCCUUCACAGUCAGUAAUCAUUUCAGCCUGACUGCGCAGUUUCACUAUCUGGUGUCUAUAAAUAUAGAUUUGUAGUGUCUAACCGGAAUCUAAUGGAUAUCAUCCAUAUUUUCCCACUAGAUGUUGCCUAAGGCAUAAAUAUAUAAUCAGUAUAUUUCUAAUAUUAAGGUAGUCUUUCUAUUAUCUGUAGUCUUAUUGUGAAGGAAAUCCAGUUUGUCAUAAAUCUGUUUCUAUGUUUAUUGAUACUUUACACAAGAAUUUCUCUACACCCGCAAUAACAUCUGCUAAAUAUGUGUAUGUGACCAAUAAAAUUGGAUUUGUUUGACUUGAUAUUGAUGUCUUGAAUAUAUUAAAAUACUAAAGAACUUA
Messenger RNA from Oncorhynchus mykiss (rainbow trout), 3860 nucleotides. RefSeq names its product mitochondrial coenzyme A transporter SLC25A42. The record is from RefSeq and is a predicted model, not a curated record. Gene Ontology annotation, biological process: transmembrane transport. Gene Ontology annotation, cellular component: mitochondrial inner membrane. Lineage: Eukaryota; Metazoa; Chordata; Actinopteri; Salmoniformes; Salmonidae.